AUGGAAUUGAAUGCUUAAGUAAUUUAAUUAGAUCAAACUGUUAAACAUUAAGAAAAGACUAUAAUAGAAUAGAGAAAUGAAAUGGAACGUUUAAAAUCAUUGCAUAUGGAAUGUCUUGAAACUACUGAAGAAUUGAGUCAUGAAUUAGAUCAAGUUAAACGAAUGAAUGAUUAAUUAGAAUAUUAACAUCGAGAAGUAUUAUUGGAUUCUAAAAAUAUAUUAGAUUAUGGAAGAACUUGAUAAAAUCUCAUUAGUGGAAGAAUAGACUGCAAUGUCCAGAGCAAGUAAAUAUAAAGAAUUAAAAACUAAAUUAAUUAUGGGAACUAAGCAAUUAACGUAGUUCCAAUCUUCAUUUAAAAGAUUUUCUACUCAUAAAAAAUCAUAAAUGAAACAAUAUGAAUUUUGA
Messenger RNA from Paramecium sonneborni, 406 nucleotides. The record is from the annotation of a GenBank genome assembly. NCBI's taxonomy places the organism in Eukaryota, Ciliophora, Oligohymenophorea, Peniculida, Parameciidae.